Sarcophilus harrisii (Tasmanian devil) is the source of this 4713-nucleotide messenger RNA. It is a transcript of the gene RBM25, whose product is annotated as RNA binding motif protein 25. NCBI's taxonomy places the organism in Eukaryota, Metazoa, Chordata, Mammalia, Dasyuromorphia, Dasyuridae. Gene Ontology annotation, biological process: mRNA processing; regulation of alternative mRNA splicing, via spliceosome. Gene Ontology annotation, molecular function: mRNA binding. The coding region runs from base 447 to 3059 and encodes 870 amino acids. Gene Ontology annotation, cellular component: spliceosomal complex. The transcript has 20 exons. The record is from RefSeq and is a predicted model, not a curated record.
GCGUGGUGAGGCGCCGCUCAACGGAGGCGACUCUUGAAGACGCUGUUCUCUAUGGUUCCCGCCUCCAAUUCUUUUGGGCCGCAGUGCACGCCGGCCUAGCGGAGGACGUCCGAGAGCACCCCGCGCAGCGCGGCUGGCUCUGCGGCCUAUGCGAACAGGCCGGCGCCUCGGUAUCAAUCACACGGGCGAACGGCGCGCAGAAACCUCGGGACCGGUCGCGGCCACUCGUAAUUCGGAGUCCUAGAGGCCGCAAAGACGGUACCAUUUUCUCAGCGGCGGAUGAGGAAACAGAGGCCCAGAGAGGCAAGUGGCUUGCCCAACAUCAUGCAGCUAGUUAGUGGCAGAGCUGAGACUAGAGGCUAGAUCUGCUGACUCUGUCUGCUCUUUCCACUACACCAGCUCCUGGACCUGACUGCCACAGUAGGAUGAAGUAAUAUGAAUAAAACAUGAUUUCUCCAGUCAGAAUGUCUUUCCCUCCUCACUUGAAUCGACCUCCUAUGGGAAUCCCAGCUCUCCCACCAGGUAUCCCACCCCCACAGUUUCCUGGAUUUCCUCCACCUGUGCCUCCAGGGACCCCAAUGAUUCCUGUACCAAUGAGCAUUAUGACACCUGCUCCAACUGUUUUAGUACCCACUGUGUCGAUGGUUGGAAAGCAUUUGGGAGCCAGAAAAGAUCAUCCAGGCCUAAAGAACAAAGAAAAUGAUGAAAACAGUGGCCCCACGACUACCGUUUUUGUUGGCAACAUUUCUGAGAAAGCCUCUGAUAUGCUCAUUAGGCAGCUUCUAGCUAAAUGUGGUUUAGUUUUGAGCUGGAAGAGAGUUCAAGGUGCAUCUGGAAAACUUCAAGCCUUUGGGUUCUGUGAAUAUAAAGAGCCUGAAUCUACCCUCCGUGCCCUUCGGUUAUUACAUGAUCUUCAGAUUGGUGAGAAGAAGCUCCUAGUUAAAGUUGAUGCGAAGACUAAGGCACAGUUAGAUGAAUGGAAAGCGAAGAGGAAAGCGUCCAAUGGGGUUGGUGAUUUUUCUGAAUUUGCCUUGUUUCCCAAGAAUGCCAGGCCAGAGACUACAAAUGAUGACGAUGAAGCCUUAGAUGAAGAAACAAAAAGAAGAGAUCAGAUCAUUAAAGGGGCCAUUGAAGUGUUAAUACGGGAAUACUCCAGCGAGCUCAAUGCCCCCUCCCAGGAAUCUGACUCUCACCCCAGGAAGAAGAAAAAGGAAAAGAAGGAGGACAUUUUCCGCAGAUUUCCAGUGGCCCCACUGAUCCCUUAUCCACUCAUCACCAAGGAAGAUAUAAACGCUAUAGAAAUGGAAGAAGACAAAAGAGACCUGAUAUCACGAGAGAUCAGUAAAUUCAGAGACACACACAAGGUAGUAUUCUUAUUUUUGCAAUUGAUUCAAACUAGCCUUUUUGCAGAAUCCAAAAAGAGAAAAAAAGACCACUUAAAAUCAACAUUAAAACUGGAAGAAAGAAACAAAAGGAAAAGGGCAAAAUUGAAAAACGGAGAAAAGAGAGGAAAUGAAAGGGAACAGAAAAGGCGAAACGGGGACGAAAGGAAAAGGGUGACAGAAAGGAGAAGGACGGGGGCCCGGACAGGCGGGAUGGGACCAACCGGAAAAAGGGGCCGAGACGGGAUAGAGAGAGAGAACCGGACGGGAAAAAAGAACCUAAUAAAAGAUCGGAGUCGAUCACGAGAGAAGAGCAGAGACCGUGAACGAGAACGGGAGCGAGAAAGAGAAAGAGAACGGGAGCGUGAGCGGGAAAGAGAACGGGAACGAGAACGAGAGAGAGAAAGGGAACGAGAGAGAGAAAAAGACAAGAAAAGAGAUCGAGAAGAGGAUGAAGAAGAUGCUUAUGAACGGCGAAAGCUGGAAAGAAAAUUAAGGGAGAAGGAAGCUGCUUAUCAAGAGCGACUUAAGAAUUGGGAGAUCAGAGAACGGAAGAAAACUAGAGAAUACGAGAAAGAGGCUGAAAGAGAAGAAGAGAGACGACGAGAAAUGGCAAAAGAAGCCAAACGGCUAAAAGAAUUCUUGGAAGAUUAUGAUGAUGACAGGGAUGAUCCUAAAUAUUAUAGGGGUAGUGCACUUCAAAAAAGAUUGCGUGACAGGGAGAAAGAAAUGGAAGCAGAUGAACGAGAUAGGAAGAGAGAAAAGGAAGAAUUGGAAGAAAUAAGACAACGUCUUCUGGCAGAAGGACAUCCAGAUCCAGAUGCAGAGCUUCAAAGAAUGGAACAAGAAGCUGAAAGGCGUAGGCAACCACAAAUAAAACAGGAGCCAGAGUCUGAGGAAGAAGAAGAAGAAAAGCAAGAGAAAGAAGAAAAACGGGAAGAGCCCAUGGAAGAAGAAGAGGAACCAGAGCAAAAACCUUGUCUUAAACCCACCUUGAGACCCAUCAGCUCAGCCCCAUCAGUUUCAUCUGCUAGUGGCAAUGCAACCCCCAAUACUCCUGGGGAUGAAUCUCCCUGUGGUAUUAUCAUCCCCCAUGAAAACUCACCUGAUCAACAGCAACCUGAGGAACAUAGGCCAAAAAUAGGAUUAAGUCUUAAGCUGGGUGCUUCUAAUAGUCCUGGCCAACCUAAUGCUGUAAAGAGAAAGAAGCUCCCUGUGGAUAGUGUCUUCAACAAAUUUGAGGAUGAAGACAGUGAUGAUGUGCCCCGGAAAAGGAAACUGGUUCCUUUAGAUUAUGGUGAAGAUGAUAAAAGUUCCACCAAAGGCACUGUUAACACAGAAGAAAAGCGCAAACAUAUCAAAAGUCUCAUUGAGAAAAUUCCGACAGCUAAACCUGAGCUUUUUGCAUAUCCCCUUGAUUGGUCAAUUGUAGAUUCUACAUUAAUGGAACGUCGAAUUAGACCAUGGAUUAAUAAGAAAAUCAUAGAAUAUAUAGGUGAAGAAGAAGCCACAUUAGUUGAUUUUGUUUGUUCUAAGGUUAUGGCUCAUAGUUCACCACAAAGUAUAUUAGAUGAUGUUGCCAUGGUACUAGAUGAAGAAGCAGAAGUUUUUAUAGUCAAAAUGUGGAGAUUAUUGAUAUAUGAAACGGAAGCCAAGAAAAUUGGUCUUGUGAAGUAAAACUGUUUUUACAUUUAGGUUCCAUUUCAAAUUUUUUCCCCCUUUUCCGCCAUUCAAAGGACUUUGAAUUUUAUCUGUCCUCAAAGACACUUGUGAGAUCUGUAAUUUUUUUUAAUGUAGAAAAUGUGAAAAAAAAAAAAAUUUGGUCCUCUGCUCUGUUAAGACCCCUUUGUUCUCCCUCGGUUAUAGAGUUAUCUGAAUCCUACAUUGGUUCUCUUUAUAACUCACCAGGUACAAUUACUGGUAUGUUUUAUAAGCUGCAGCUACUGUACAACGCCUCUCUGAUAAUCUUGUUCUGCUAAUUUGUUCCUUGUAAAUAUUAAAGUGACUCCCUGGUUCUUUUGCAAAAUUGCACUUAAUGUUGAAUUGUACCUGUUAGAAAACCAAGAUAAUCAUUUUUUAUUGCAAGAGUAUCAGCCAUCUUUUAUACCUCCUCCCCAUUCCCUUUUUAAUUUAAAAACUGAUCAAAAAUGGCAAGUCCUGUUUAAGGUAUAGAAUUUAGAAUGUAAGAAUGUGUCAGGUGGGCAGCCCACUUUUCUCUAAACUAUGUAUGUGUGGGUGUGAGUGAAUGUUUGAUUGUCUUCUCCCUCCUCCCCUCCCCCCCAUUUGUCUUAGGGGCAGCUGCCUUAAACAUUUCGUGAUUCAGGAUCCUAAAGGGAAAGUAGUGAUAUUGUGCCAACCUAAAUGUCUUGGACAAUUGAAUUGUCAGUGUCCCAGUGCAUGGGAUUUUAUUAUGGUGCAGCAUUCUGUUGAACAGGAUGGGGUUCCCUUGUUUAUCUGGCUCCUUCAGCUUUUCUCUUAAGGGAAAAUGAGUCAUGCAGAGCUUUUUACAUUUCUUUAGGCUGAUCAUUAAUUUCUAGAACACAUUAUUUUUUACAUUCAUUGGCUUUAACUAUUAUAGUUCCAUUUAGUAUCUCCUUGUAAUGACCUCUUUUUUUUUGAUUUUUAAAAAAUUGUUCUUUUAAAGAAAAAAAUUAUUUUAAGAAAUUUUUUUCUUUAAAAAAACAAAAGUUAAAGCCAAUUUCAGUGGCUUUUUGGGAGAAGUAGUACAAUAGAUUUGGGCAUAACAGUUCAGAAAACAACAUUUUGGCAUCCAUUUAAUACCAUUUUUUGACCACUCUUGAUUUUUCUUUUUUGGCCACUCUUGAUUCUCUCCACUCCCCACUCCCCCUUUUUUAAAUUGUAAGGAGACUAUGGCUUACCUUUUUUUUUUUUUUUUUUUUAAUACAUAAAUGGAGAUUUAGUUUUACCUCUUCUACAUAUCCAGGUUAAAAAUAUGAUAAUGUGCAUAAAAACAUACCAUGGGCUGUCUUUACUGUAGGACAUAACUUAACCAGGGAGUGAAACAGGUUGACCUGUUUAGAAGAGUAUAACUGUGACCCUGUUACUAGAUUUCUUUCAUCUUGAGGGGACAUUUGAAAACACUGUUCUUAACAAAUGGGAACGUGAAAAGGUUCCACCAUGUAAAUAUUUCAAAUAUUAAAAAUGUAUAUAUUUGAUCUGGGGACUCAGAUUCUUUUAGAGUCUUGUUAAAUAAAUGGCAUCAUGUUAUAAUUGUGUGGUGCAGACUAGAAAACUUAAUUUGAAAAUAUGGGAUGAGUUUUUGUGGGGUUUUCAUGAACAUUUUAUGGGUACUUAGUAAAGAUAGAAGCAA